This is a messenger RNA of Dimorphilus gyrociliatus, 2311 nucleotides long. NCBI's taxonomy places the organism in Eukaryota, Metazoa, Annelida, Polychaeta, Dinophilidae. The record is from the annotation of a GenBank genome assembly.
GAUGGCUACUUUGGAAAAAGAAGUACCUGAUUUAGGUCGAAUAGCGGAAGAGGCUAGAUCGGUUUUAGCAAUGCAACCUAAGAAAAGUAUUUUAAAAGUUCGAGAUCGGCCAUUAGAGGCGCAAUCUAAACUAGAUAUUCUUGUAAAGAGAGAGGAAAAAUCUCAAAUACAAAUUAUCAAUGAUAAUAAAGAACAAACUAUUGUACAAGAACAGCAAAAGAUACAAAACGAACUACAAAAUGAUCUUAAAAAAGCGUCUAAACUCAGCGUUGUCAAUGAUAAAUCAUCACAAAAUGAUAGGCGCGAUUCAAAAGAUAGUACGGCCGAAGUUUUAGAAUCUUUAAGAGAUAUUAAUAAGGAGAUAAAUACCAUUUAUCCAAAAGAGCCGAGAACUUCUCUUCUUGAAUGGACAGGAUAUUUCCAAUUUUUUGCAUGUUUAAUAGAUGUUUGUAUAUCUGCAAUAGGAUUUAAAGGAACUAAAAAGACGGUUAUAGCCCAUAUAAGCGUCCUAUGUCUUUUCUUCUUUAAUCAACCUAUUAUCAUUGUUAUGUUUAUUCUAUAUAAAGAUUUAGCUGAUAACUAUUUAAAAUUGCAUAUGCUUAAUAUGAUUAAAUAUAAUUAUCGACAAGACGAUGAAACUCAAAUUGUAACUUAUAAUGAAACGUCUAAGUUUGGCAUCAAUAAUUAUGCGAAACAAUGGAAUUAUUUACAAUCAAAGUAUAAAUGCUGCGGUGUACUUCAUCCUAACGAUUAUUGGAAUAGGACAAAUUACAAUUUCUUUUUCGUAUUUAAUCAAACUUUUAUGAAAAGAGGUAAAAUUCCGGCAUCUUGCUGUAAAAAAUCCCAUAAUCCCAAUAAUCUGCUAAAUUAUUUGGAAGAUAAAGACGCUAAAAAUUGUCUAAAUAAUACAUUGUUUGUUUACGAAAGAGGUUGCUUUAAAAUUAUGCAAAUUAGAUUACAAACUUAUUCGGAUAUAGUUAAAUCAUUUACAAUUUCAACAAUUCUUCUCAAGAUUAUGCUGAUUAUUACUGCAGUUUACUAUCUAAGAAAGUUAAGGAGGCCUAUAAAACGGAGAAAAUUAAUAUAUGAUACUAAUUCGAGUGAUUUGAAUACAGCGGAAGUUGAAGAAGAGGAAGACGAAGAUGACAUGCAAGAUAUGUCAAAAACAGGAUCCAAAAAUGAUUUAUCAUCUUUAAUGGAAAACAUAGCGGCAUCUGGAGCUGAUGGUAAUAUUCUACCGUUUUUAUUACCAUUUUUAACACAGUAUCAAAUGAUGAAUCCUGCUUGGCAAAGGAAGAUAAGAAAUUUGCAAAAAAUUACUGCGCUAAACGCUCAAAUGCAACUAGAAAAGUUACAAGAAGAGGAAGCAGCUAGAAAAAGGAAGGAAAAAACGAAAGAGAUCAAGGAGCAGGUUCAGGAAGGAGGAAAUGUUUUAUUAGAAGAUGAAAAUAUGAAUGACAAACAAAAGAACAAACCUCCAAAGUCUGUUACAAAUAAAGGAAAAUUGAAAAAAGAAACUAAAACAAAAUCCACAGAAGAAACGAAAGGUGUUGCUAAAUCUGGAAUAAGCCCGAAGAAUGACAAGUCAAAAGCAAAAGUAGAAAGUGAUAAAUUGGCUGUUGAAGAUGUUAAAAUUGAUAUACAGGAAUCUAAAGAAAAGGUAGAAUUUGAAAAAAAAGACGACACGGAAUCAAAUUUAAUUGCUAAAGACAAGUUAAAAACAUCUGAAAGGAAGAAGGAAGACGAUAAAAAUAUUGAAGAUAAAAUUGAAAAGAAGAAAAGUGACGCCUCCAUAGGUUCUAUGGCAAAAAGGAGAUCCGAAAGAUAUCUGGAUAGAUUAACUAAGCAAAAAAGUAGUCAAAGGUUACCGUUCGAUCUAACGGAUAGAGAAAGACGGUCCCUUUUUCCUAAAUACUCGAGAAGAACUUUAGAUUUAUAUAAAGAAGAUUCUAGGAAAGUGGAAACAAUUGAUCAGAUUAUAAACGAGGCAACGACUACAAUAAAAAAUGACCAGGAUAGAAUAAAAAAUCUUAGUACUCUGGGAAAAUUGGGCGUCAAGAAGCAAGAAAGCACAUUUACAUGGAGAACGUCCAGCAGAGCCGAUCUUUUCCAAAUGAAAACAGAUAAUCCAAUGAAAAAAAGAUCUUUCUUUAAAGAUCAAAGUGAACAGUUACUAGCGGAUAGAGACUUUGAAAAGAAAAGACAAGAGAGCGAAGCUCAUCUCCAAGAGCUAUUAGAGAGAAUGAAGAAAACUGCUUCAAACUUUAGGUUGCAAAGAAGAUUUUCAAAAGAUCAGGAUACACCUAAAUGA